AUAAAAGCUAUCCGUCAGACCCAGCAGUCACUGUUCACCAUGAAGGCAACAGCACUGCUUCUGUGUGGUCUGGCACUGGCCUGCGCUACCCAGCAAGGCAACCAGAACCUCAAUGACAAGCAACAGAACUUACUGAAGCUUUUCGUGAAUGUUCAGCAGCCCAACUACAACCAGGAGCAACAGCAGAUCGGCAACAACUUCAACUUCAACCCCAAAAAAUUCAACAACAACUAUGCCGUGAAGCAAUUCCAGAGCGCAUACCAGCAAGGUCUGCUGCCUCGUGGACAAGUGUUCAACUACAACAACCCCAACCAGCUCCAACAGGCCAUCCAGCUGUUUGAUGUGUUCUACUUUGCCAAGGACUUUGACACCUUCUAUCAGGCCGCUUGCUGGGCCCGCGACCGCGUCAACGAGGGGCAGUUUGUGUACGCUCUGAGCGUCGCCAUCGUCAAGCGUCAAGACACCCAGAACAUUCCUCUGCCUCCCCAGUCCGAGGUCUACCCCAACCUGUACGUCAACGCUCAGGCCAUCCAACAGGCCCAGAACAACAAGCAGCAAGGCCAGAAGCAAGCUGUCGUCCAGUCCAACAACACCAACAACUACGUCCAGAACCAGCAGCAGAAGCAAAAACAGCAGCAGCAGCAGCAACAACAACAGCAGCAAGGAAACCAGAACCAGUACCAGCAGCUGUUCAACAACCAGUACCAGAACAACCAGAACUAUGACAACGAGAACCAGGCCAACCAGUACCAGAACCAACAACAGAACAACCAGGAAGGUCGUGUCGCUUACUUCAGCGAGGACAUUAACCUGAACCAGCAGUUCGCCAACCAGCAGAUCUACAACCCCAACUGGUUCAACCAGCAAAAGUACAACCAGAAGAGCCAAAAUGCCAACCAAGGCGAGAACUUCUACUACUACCUGCAGCAGGUUCUGGCUCGUUACAACCUGGAGAGGUACGCCAACAACUUGCCCAAAGUGCAGCCCUUCCAGUUCAACAAGAAUGUUCAGCCCGGCUACAACCCCCAGCUGCAGUACCACAACGGUCAGGCCGUGCCCGUCCGUCCCAAUUACGUCAACAUCAACAACGCCAACAACAACUACCUGCAGCAACUGCAGAACAUUGACAGACGCAUCGCUGACGCUGUCGACAGCCAACAAGUCAAGAACAACCAGGGAGGCAAGCAGGCUCUAAAUGCUGAGAAUGGAGUUGCUGUUCUGGGUAACAUUGUGCAAGCCAACGAGAACUCAGUCAACAACCAGUACUACGCAGCCAACAACGGCCUCUAUGGCUACUUCGACGUCUUCAGGAAGGUGGUUGGAAGCAUUGUUGACCCCAACAACAAAUACCAGGCUGCUCCCGGAGCUAUUGAGACCAACUCCGCUGCCCUGAGGGACCCCGUCUUCUACCAGAUCAUUGCCCGCGUUGUCAACUACUUCCAGAACUUCAAGAACCAACUGCAGUCCUACAAGCAGGAGCAACUGAACUUCCAGGGAGUCGAGGUUCAGGCUGUGAACGUGGACAAGCUGGUCACUUACUUUGACAACAACGAGGUGGACUUGUACAACGCCAUCAACUACCAGCAGGGAGAGCAGGCCGAGAACUACCAGUACAAGGCCCAGCAACAGCAGCUCAACAACAAGCCCUUCAACUACCAGAUCCAGGUCAACAGCCAGCAGGAAGCCGACGCCAUCGUGCGAGUCUUCAUCGGACCCCAAUACGACGCUCAGGGCAACCAGUACACUCUGGAGCAGGCAAAGCAGAACUUUGUUGAGAUCGACCGCUUUGUCACUAACUUGAAGAGUGGCCAGAACCAGAUCCAGCGCAAUUCCCAGCAGUCCACCAGGUUCGUACAGCAGCAGCCCAACUCUCGCGCCAUCUUCCAGGGACAAGUCAACUACAACCAGACCCAACAACAGCAGCAGCAGUACACUCUGCCUCAGAACCUGAUCCUGCCCAAGGGCUCCCAGAACGGCCAGCAGUACGUGUUUGUGGUGGCUGUCAACCAGUACCAACCUAACAACAACCAGAACAACCAGUACAACAACCAGCCCAAUGACAACCGUCCCCAGGGCUUCCCCUUUGACCGUCAGGUCCAGCCUCAGAACUUCCAGCAGGCUAAGAACAUCUUCUUCCAGACUGUCACUGUCUACAACAAGAACAACAACAACCAAUACUGAACACUUGGAACAGUAACAAUGUAAAAUAUCUGUGAUCAUUCAAUUUCAAUGUAAUGCUUGAAAUUCAUAAUUUGUAAAUUUAAAACAGUUUUAUGUCAUCAGAAAUUUGCUUAAUAUUUAAGCGUGAACAAAUAAAUCUUACAAUUCAA
Molecule: messenger RNA, 2330 nt
Organism: Macrosteles quadrilineatus (aster leafhopper)
Lineage: Eukaryota; Metazoa; Arthropoda; Insecta; Hemiptera; Cicadellidae
Product: allergen Cr-PI-like
Exons: 6
Coding region: 40-2181 (713 amino acids)
Source: RefSeq, a predicted model, not a curated record